UAAAAAAAAUUAAUCAUCUUUGUGGCAUUGUUUCUUUCAAAAAAUCAUUAUUAUUAUUAAUUUUGUUUUUUAUUUUGUCUCUCUCUCUUUACAAUGCAGAUAGUGAUCAGUACUAUAGAUGGCAAUGUCUAUCCAGUUGAUGUGAGCGAAGAGCUACCACUAAACGACCUCAAGGCUCUAUUAUCAAUGGAAACCAACAUACCACAAGGAUCCCUAAUCCUCUAUCACAACAUGCAAGAGCUGAGGGAAAGAGCUGAAGGAGAAAAUACCCUCACGUCUCUUGGCGUCCAGGAUAAGGAUAUUGUUGUGGUUGCUAAUCGUCAGGAUGUACAAGCCCCGCCCACCACUGGCCAGACUCAGACCCAGACUUCCGUACCGUCUGGAACAGGAACGGGAUUACCGAAUAUUGACUGGAGCUCUAUUAGCGUAUCCCAAUCAAGAGCUCAACCUGAUGCUGCCCCGCCUCCUUCCACUGAAGGGGGUCUGGAGAUGGGAUUGACCCCAUUAUCAGGAAUCCAGACUCCAGGGGGUCCAGAAUCUUUCAACCCCGAGACCCUCCUGCAACAUUUUCUAUCAAACCCCGAGGAGAUGAGUGUUCUAAGACAGCGUAGCCCUCAGUUAGCCGAAGCCAUUGCCACUGGAGACAUUAACAUAGUGAAGCAGGCAAUACUUUACCACAGGGAAGAAUUAAUUGAGCUAGAGAGAGAGAGACAGCAGUUAGAAGGAUUAGACCCAAUGAGUUCAGAAUACCAGGAAAGACUAGCCGAGAACAUUCGCCAAAGAAACAUAAGAGAGAACUUUGAAACGGCACUCGAGUAUAAUCCAGAGAUUGUCACCAGUCGGGUCAUUAUGCUUUAUGUACAAGUGAAAGUGAAUGGAGUCAGCGUGAAGGCUAUGGUGGACACUGGAGCACAGAUGACUAUCAUGAACACUAAAUGUGCUGAGAGAUGCAACGUAAUGAGACUAGUGGAUAGGAGAGGAGCAGGGAUAGCCGUGGGGGUAGGGAGACAAAGGAUUAUAGGAGUAGUGCAUAUGUGCCAGGUACAGGUUGGACAGGACUAUCUUGCUUCUUCCUUCAGGGUACUGGAGGAUCAGAGUCAUGAGCUAAUACUGGGGCUGGAUAUGCUUAAGAGACAUCAAUGUAUAGUUGAUUUGAGUAAAGGUGUACUGAGGGUUGGUACCACUGGAGCUGAGACACACUUCUUGUCUGAAAAAGAAGUUGAGGAACUCUCCAUGGCACAACAUAAGCAAGAAGAGAGAGGAAUCAUUGAAGAUGAAGACAGAGAGAUAGCCUCGUUGAUACAGCAAUCAGAACAAGAGUAUCAGGAGAGGACUGGUGAGGCUCCUCCUCCUUCUCCUCCCCCUCAGUUGGUUCCAGAGGAUGACAUACAGAGGGUGAUGAGUGCUGGGUUUACAAGAGAACAAGCCAUUGAAGGAUUGAGGGAGUGUGGAGGAGACACUCAAAGAACAAUCGCAGCUUUAUUAGCUAGAAUGUUUAGAUUUUGACUAAAGGUAUUGGAACUUAAUAGGUUUGUGCCAUUGUUUUGAAUUGUUGUUGAGUUAUGGCCGGCUCAUAAUAUUUCAGUUCUUAUUUAAUUCAUAUUCACUUUUUGUGUAUCAGUUAAUAGGAAA
Messenger RNA from Amphimedon queenslandica, 1632 nucleotides. Its product is annotated as protein DDI1 homolog 2-like. Gene Ontology annotation, biological process: proteolysis. Lineage: Eukaryota; Metazoa; Porifera; Demospongiae; Haplosclerida; Niphatidae. The transcript is spliced from 5 exons. The coding region runs from base 94 to 1506 and encodes 470 amino acids. The record is from RefSeq and is a predicted model, not a curated record. Gene Ontology annotation, molecular function: aspartic-type endopeptidase activity; protein binding.